UGAUGAUCAUGAUGAUGAGUAAUUCUAAUUCGGUCGUUCUGGUGUCAAUGUCAUCGAUCAAUGAUAUCGACGACCUAGAUGACCUAGAGGACGCAUGUCUUACUUUUUUCUCGCGAAGGUUGGAGAAUAGAAGAUAUCGAUAUCCAUAUAUUGAAACAGUAUUGGAAUCUCGUCACACUCUUUGUCAACAUGCUUGUUCUUGCAAGGCCGAUUCCGUUUCUCCUCUUGAACGGAACUUUGACCGGUGCCGGGAUAUGGGUUAUGGGACGGCGACCUGUGGACGAGAAAACUGAUUUGCUCGCAUCUAUUCCAGGACAACGUCAACCUGAUUUACUACAUGAGGAUGAGGUGAACGGGGGAGGUGCGCCAGCUGCUGCAGCACACGACGAAAUAGAGGAAGUAGAUGAAGAUGCUCCACUUCAUCUUCAGCAUGAUCCUCCACCGUCAAAUCCCCACACUGAAACCGACACUGCGGACAACCAUGCCGUGACUCAACGUGAACAAAAUGAAUUAUUUCACCCAUCGAACGUCGAGGCGCCAGUGCUUCUGCUUGCUGAUGCUAGUGUAGUUGAUGUAGUUGAUGAGACUGCGGCACUGCUGGAACUGGGAGAGGACGUAGACGACGGCUCUGUGGGGUUGUCCACUUCAUCUUCAGAUUCGCUCCCGCGUAUGGAUGAUCUGCCGACAACCAGUUCUUCUUUCCGAGGGCGAGCCUCUUUUGCAGCGAGAGCGACAGCAUCGAACUAUAGACGACCACACGGAAAACCAGUACGGGAAGUGAUGUUUUCCAACUUUCCUGCAGGUACAACUAGCAGGGAACAUCAAGGUGCGGACGUUGAUGUUGUUGACGGUUUGUUGUAUCCGUCCGGCGGGUCCGGAACUUCUAACAACUCGUCGUCGUUCAUCACAACGACAGUCGGCGGUGGCGAGAGCAAGUACGUUCCCUUCCUUUCCGCUCCUUCCACAGCAAGUACAAGUAACUCUCACCUCGAGCUGCAACACCAGGGACGAGGCACGGCGUCGCCAUCGGAGGCGACACUGAAAACCAAAUCCGGGGACGAGCAGCCAGGUUUUUUGGAAUUUGGGUCGACGGAAAGAGAUGAACUCGCGAGCGGUGGUGCAGCAGCGGUCGAAGCAGAUGAUAACGCUAAGGAAAAGGAUGAAGAAAACCAAAACGCCCAAGAAGUAAAACCCAAACCCGUGGAUGUUGUUUACAAAGAGAUGGUGACCGCGUAUGACCCCAAGGGCAAAUGGAACCUCGUGAACUCUUACUACCAAAUCAACAGGGUGCGGCUCGGUGGCUCCAACAGGAGGUACUUUAGAUUCCAAGUCGCGCCACCUACUUCGAAGUCGGAGUCUGGGGAAAUGAAUGACGACAACCUGCAACCGUACCCAGGUCCGUUUUCUCCCGGAGCGGCGGCCGCAAAUGAGUCGCCCCCGCAGAGCUUUCGCGCGAUCAAAAAAGGAAAAUUGCAGAAAGACGUGGCCGAAGAUAAGGAGAAAGAGUACUAUUACGCUGCACUGCGUGCCUACAUUGAGGCGUUCGCCACGUGGAUCCGGGCCGCGUGCCCCCCGUUUACCGGGUCGGCAUUUCCGGCGGGUCAUUUCUACAAAACCAAGCGCGUUCCUCAGGAUCUGAGAUUCUACUGGGAUCAAGGAGGUAGUAGUAGUACGACAAAGGAACUGACCGUCGCCUUCGUUCCCGAAAAGAAGGGCAGCUAUAUCGACGCGCAGCAGUGGAAGACCGCUCCGGAGGUUCCCUUUGUCGGAGGUUCUGGUGGCGGAUCAUCCGGACGAAAGAAGGACCUCCUGCCAAUCCGGCUCUGCCAGGCGAAGUACCAAAUUACCUUCGCUGGGCUGCUGGGCGCCUUCGAAGACGACGACGGCCGCGCGCAAGUGUGGAGCCGUAGACUCGGCAGCAGUGCGGAAGGUGGGGCACAAAUUGUCAAUUUUGAAGAUGACGGUGAGCGUGAGCACGAUGGUCUUCAAACCGUGCAGCGCGAGUUCUUCGACACCGUGAAAGAAAAAAUGACCGAGUGGAUCCGGCAACGGGAGGGGGUCGAUGCCUGGACUCUGGACUUCGCGGAGCUGGUCACGGCGAAGAGGGACCUGAACGACGCGGCCUUCCUUGCGGGUUGGAAAGUUCUAGAGAAGCACUACAAGAAGGGCAAGAGUAAAAUCUUUAAGCAGACCCCCGCGUUCGAUGUGCUCCGGGAUUUCGUGACCACCAUGAAGAGCUGGUACAGCGGACUCGAGGAUAUUCUGAAGAACGUAGAAAAGAACCUGCGAAAAAGCGCGAGGACCAAGUUGAACGGAGCAGAGAAAUCGAAUGUCGCCGACAAGGCCCUGUUGUACGUCCUGGGCGAGCCGAGGGGAAAAAGCGGAAAGGCCGGCAGUGCGUGGAUGGACAUUCUAGACAACAACUACCGGUGGCACGGCGUAGAUCCGCAGCUGAAAGGAACCUUGAUUAACAAGAAAAAAGACGUCAAAGCGUUGAUUGCCUCUGCGGGCCGCCUGCAGCAAGGAUCGUCUUCUUCUAAUACCGCUCCUUCCGUCCGGGAACAAAGCAACACUGCCACGGCAGGCGAAGAACCAGAGCAAGAACGUGAAGAAGAACAAGACGAGAGAAGCGCAGCGGUGAAAAGAAAAGAGAUCCUCCAGGACUUCUACGGAGCCGCGGUCUGGGCACACAAAGGGGAGGACCUCUACAUGCCCACGCUCGCUCGGGCAGCCUACGCUGGCGUCCUUGCUGCCACGCCUGGAGGCAGACGCAGGCUCGGACGAGCGCUAUCGGAAUACGGGCAGCAGCUGUGGAAGUAGUAGGAGAUGCACUUUCAUGAUCUAGUAACAAGUAAAAGCUUUUUCAGCUCCCAAGGCCAGCAACGACGACCGCCUCGGAGUGACGUUAGGGUUACGGACUAGCAGCUGCCAGGAAGAAGUGUCGUAGUUCUAGUUUUUGCCGUUCGUUUCGCUUUUGUUUACUACCUCGCCCUUCUACGUCUGUCCCGGUGGUGUAGCAAGGACUAACAUGCCGCUGGCGAUGCUUGCUCAUGUCGCACGUGCUUGGUGGUCUAAGAGAUGUCGUCCAUAUAAUCGACAGUCACGAUACUCGAUUUUGCCAUUGCGAACAGCUUUCGCCAUAAAUUCAACUUAAAGAAAUUUUUAUUCAUUUUUCGGUGGAAGCAAAAAAUAAAAAGUACCCGUCGAGGUUGAUCUUCUCCUGUCGUGUUG
This is a messenger RNA of Amoebophrya sp. A120, 3231 nucleotides long. Lineage: Eukaryota; Dinophyceae; Syndiniales; Amoebophryaceae. The record is from the annotation of a GenBank genome assembly.